Molecule: messenger RNA, 1552 nt
Organism: Volvox carteri f. nagariensis
Lineage: Eukaryota; Viridiplantae; Chlorophyta; Chlorophyceae; Chlamydomonadales; Volvocaceae
Exons: 4
Coding region: 1-675 (224 amino acids)
Biological process (GO): protein import into nucleus
Cellular component (GO): nucleus; cytosol
Molecular function (GO): nuclear import signal receptor activity
Source: RefSeq, a predicted model, not a curated record
AUGUUCGGUCUGUUUUUCGUAGGCGUCACUGGACCUAUCACAUCAAGCCAACUUGUGCAAGUAGACCAAACACAUUGGGUGCUGGAUUGCAGCAAUAUUAUCGCAAACUACACUGAUCUUAAGGAAGUUGCGCUUUUCCUGCUGCCCGGAAGUGUUUUGGACCCUAACCUGGCUCUCGGCCUCUAUGUCAAGGCGGGCGCCGUCGGGCAAUGGGCGUAUAGAGGCUGUGUGCACAAUACCCAUCCCAGUGAGGUCAUGCCCCUGCAGUGGCCGCUGAACGACGAUGGCAGCCCUUUGCCUUCAAGCUUAGGACCCGUCCAGAUAGGCAUUUCCAUUGAGCCGGGCGAGCAGAUCAUUCAAAACGAGGGCAGCGCGCACGGCGCGAAGGAGGAGUUUGCCAAGAGGGUUGGCCUUGACCUAUUUCGAUUUCUCGAAUCAUUCCAAACGCAGCAGAUGGGCGAUCACAUUGUGGUCCCCGCCAAUGCGCUGGAUAGCCUUUCCACGUUACUAGAACAAACCUUGGAUGAGCUGCAGGACAAGAAUAUCAAGUGCCAGGGCGCUAUAGCAGCUGCCCGGAUGGCUGGAAAGGUGGAGCUCCAUGGUGUGAAGACCAGUCGCCUUGCAACCCUUGACCCGGGGUCCGUGCUGGACUCGCUGUCCACCUGGGGCUUGUAAUGGUGUGGGAUGGCUUUGCGGAAGUCUCCGUGUAUGCUAACGGCUUGGGACAUACGGUGCCGACUAUAGGAUUAGACGACAGGGUACGCGGAUACGUCUAAGGGCAAAUUUGCAGUCCAGUCUUGCCUCUUGGCGUGCCGCGGCCCUGUGAAGUAUCAGCUGUUCUGGUGGGUUCCUCCUGAAGAUGCUUGGGGUCAGGGCAGCGCAAGUACAUACGGCACAUGGCCGACAUGUCAUAUUCCAUGUCAAGGUCGGUAAUUGGCUACUGGUUACGGACUGCCUGCCGCCGAGAGCAAGGCCUGGUGUGCACGACAACACGCUGGACGCCAUGCGGGCUGCCUACCUUGCUUCUUUCCACAACCAUGGGCGCUUUUUGAUGUUUCGACCAGAGGCGAGCAUUGUGACGACAAGAGGCGAUGCUUGUUACAGGUGGUGAAGGAGCUGCCAGUCGUGAUGGAGCGUGAGGGAAUGCAUUCCCUGGUUUGAUAAUGUAGUAGCUACAGGCAGAGAGGCCACACAGAGGAAAAGUUCCCGGGGUAAGGGCCAUUUGGGUUACCUGAUAUCGAUUGACGCGUGGCCAUAGACGGAUUUGGGGCUCCAUGCGGGCCACAACUGCACACAUGCUUGCGGUGCUGAAUUGAGAGAUGGGGCGACGCGAGGGACCGCUGUUUGUUGUCGCAGCGUGCUUACAACCUCCAUUGCGCACAGAUAAUAUGGCCUUGGAAGGUCAGGUGUAGCCUGUUCUGUUGAAUUUUGACGAUGGUGAAUCUGACAUGUCGAUGAAAAGGGGGGUGCGAACAUCACCGACAUGACCGACCGAUGUAUUAAAAGAGAACAAUCGGCUGUUUAAUCGUUACAUUUUGUUUAAGCGCCGGGC